Cryptococcus deneoformans JEC21 is the source of this 2859-nucleotide messenger RNA. RefSeq names its product expressed protein. The transcript has 3 exons. The coding region runs from base 711 to 2558 and encodes 615 amino acids. Lineage: Eukaryota; Fungi; Basidiomycota; Tremellomycetes; Tremellales; Cryptococcaceae. The record is from RefSeq and is a predicted model, not a curated record.
AUCCGUUCGUCGAAAACAACACCCAAGUCACCUUUUGAGGGACCCCGCUCUGUGGCCAGGCCAGACGGGCGGCAUCCGCCAAGCUUCACUUCAAGGUACCAUUUACUGCGGAAUAAUUCUCUCUUCGCGCACGAGGUCGACCGGAAAAACCGUCUUCAUCGGUUGUCUCGACAAGGUCUCAAGGAGAAGUUUUGCUCUUUUCUUCUUGAUCUCUUUCUUCUCUUCUACAUCUACACACUACUGUGGGAGGAAGACCCCACAGAUAGAGAAAGGAAGCUUGAAAAAGCGUCUCCUCACCACCAAAUACCCCUCUCCAUAUCCUUUUUUUUUUUUUUUCGUUCCGUUACCCGUCGCGGACCGGUCGCUCCGCCCAUCUCUGUUCAUAGAGCACGACAUCUUUAUACACUCCUCGAAACCGAUCCUUAGGCGUCUUGGCCACAUUCCUUUGUAGGUUCUUGGCCUAGUAAUCGAGUAUCUCGCCUACUCUUUUGAUUCCCAUUUAAGGUCGCGACAUUACCUAUAUUCUAUCGAUCCGCUUAUUACGCGACAGCGACAAUCAGCAUACGCGGAUUUGUCGGUAGCUUUUCCACUCUAGACAAGAUUCGACUCAGCAACCUUGUCAGUUUAGUAUCGGCGCGUAACGUGUUUCGAACCGUUACAGGUGUCUUAUAUUCAUAUACAUAUCCACAUCCAGUAUACGGCCGCACGUCAUGUCUGUCUUAGACCCAUUUCUUAUCGCCCAUCCUCCGGCGAGGGCGACACACUUGAGCGCUCAAGCAGAAGAAGCGCCUUUUGAGGUGUAUUGUAUAGUGUGUGACAAGCGGAUAGUGCAAAUAGAGGCUAGCGAGAAGGGGAAGGAGGGUGAGAAGAAGUCCAAGAAGAAGAUGGCUGGUGGAACUAUCAGGGUCAAGAACCCCGAUGGGACAACAACUACGCGAAAUGCUAAUGGCAAAGUGAUUCGUCCACCGCUCAAGCGGAAUCCGAAUUCCGCUGCGCGUACAGCCGUUACCAACGCUGCGAAAGGUCAAUGUCUCACUCGAACAGAGACUAACGAAGGCGUUGUAUCUCCAUCAGAAUCUCCUCAAUCCAAGAAAUCCCCUCCAUUAUCCAGCAGUCCACCUUUUAAAUCCGCGAUCUACUGCAGCCGAGAAUGUAUGGAGACGGAUGCUGGCAGGUCAACAGAGGUUUACAAGGACCUCGCGCGCACCAUGUCCUUUGACUUCUCCAACACUUUCUUCUCUCCUGACGAAAAUGUUCCCGUCACCGACCAAGGUAAAAGCCCCAAUGCUCCCCCAUCGCCAUUGUUUGUCUCUGGUAGUGAUACCGAAUCAUCAACUUCGAACUCUGCCGGUUUGACACGUGACCACAACACUUCGUCAUCUGCUCCCAAGAUCAUGGAUUACUUUCGAUUCUCCAAAGAGGAUUCUGAUCGGACGUGGAACGAGAUUGAGAGGCAGAGGCGAAGCUCGAUGCAGCCCGCUGUACGUCGUCCUGCUCCUAGCACUGAGAGCUUGACGAGCUUGUGGCAUCAAGAGGCUGAACUGGGACAAUCAUCAAGUGGUGGAGGAAAGUUGAGGGCGAUGACUCCCUUGCAUGGUUGUGUAUCAAACAAAGAACGACGUCCUUCUGGCAGUGCUGAGCGCUCUGCUCCAAUUCCUGUUCGACCUAUCCCACGAUCUAACAUGAGCCACACAUCACUUGUCGGCUCAUCAUCCUCUUACCGCUCCACCGCUCUUCCUGUCGAUCUCGGCUCUGCUCCUUCGCACACUCUCGGUCUCUUGCAUUCUUAUGCUUCAGCUUUUUCAGUUCGAAGCUCUAACAACACUCCUAGCAGCUAUACUCAACGCGGCUUUGUUUAUCCUGAUGGUACUGUUGUGCCCUCAUCCGUUUCUCCUCCGAUGGCCGCCUCGAGAACAGAUAGCACCUCCAGUAUCACACGCCCUGUGGGAGGGACUAUCAAGGCCAGGAAGAGCGAGCCGACAUGGGAUAGCUUUGGAAAGGUGGAAGUGCAGGCGCACAACGAGAGAAUACACCGUCGGUCCGGUGCCGGUGCCAAUGCGUGUACCGACUCUACUCCUGUUGCUGUGCCUCGACGCAGGCGAGACAUCUCUUCCGGUCCGUCUGAGAACACCCCGAGGCAGAACUUGGAGAGGGAAGGGAGUAACUGGAAGAUCACGUAUGUUGUGCCGGCAGGUGUCGAGAGGCAGACUACGGUGAAAAGAAGUCAAGGACCGGCGUGUUCUUUGCCACCCGAUAGGUAUCAUCCCCAAGGUGUUCUUAUCCCUCGCUCCUCUGCCCAAUUAUCAACAUCCAAUUCCACCGCCUACGGUUCUCACACCCCGUCUUCGCGUCAUAUGCCCCUUCGCGCUGCUACAUCCGCAGCUUUCCCUGAUAUCGGCGGCUUGAAAGUUUCGGACGACAAAAUCGUCCCAGUGCCCAGCUCGCAGAGCGUGCCAAGGAGGAUCGGGUUCAACUGGGACCAGGCCAAGGGCGUGAAGACGUAUGAGAUUCCAGGAAAGGUGGAUAGGAACCCCAAGGGACUGUUCUACUUCCAGUAGGGCAAUGUUUUGAUCUCUUUCUUCUUGAGCUAUACCCAGCCAUCUUCGAUACCAGGUUUCAGGUUUUUUCGCACAGCGCAUACCAAUCAUCAGUUGUAUACAUCUCAGCAUCAAACAAGGGCUUGUACAUCGCAUUUUCUUUCGUUUACUGAACCACGGUGUUUCUUUAUUUCUCGGUCUCUUUAGCAUCUUUACCGGUAAUUAUUUUUGAAGAAAGUAUAGUGACAUUAUUUGUACUAGAAAUUGCAUAGUUGUAAGCACUUUUGCUUAGCGGGGCGGAAUGAAUCAUAUUGUAUGUGGC